Cryptosporidium muris RN66 is the source of this 1704-nucleotide messenger RNA. RefSeq lists its product as uncharacterized. The record is from RefSeq and is a predicted model, not a curated record. Lineage: Eukaryota; Apicomplexa; Conoidasida; Eucoccidiorida; Cryptosporidiidae. Bases 1 to 1704 code for a protein of 567 amino acids. The transcript has a single exon.
AUGGUCCAUUAUAUAUUUAGUUAUUUAGUUUCCACUUUGAUUACUAUUACUCUAUAUUGUACACUAGUAUCUGGAAACUUGGAUUCAAUCAAUGUUCAAUCAAAUACUGAAUUGGAUUUUUCAUCUCCUGGUGAAUUUAAGUCGGCAUAUUUAUUAUUAGAACAUGAAUGUAAUGUGAAUAAUAAGUCUACUGGUAUAUCAGAGUUAGUAUUUGAAAAUCCUCCUCCUCCUCCGAAAUUCCAGUUAGAGAAGAUAUCUUUACCAAUGACUACAUUAAAAGAUGAAAUUGUAAUUCCAAUUCCAAAAGUCAGGCCAGAGCCACUUUUUGAUCCCAAAGUAGGGAUUUAUGAUACACUAGUAAAAGAAGAAUUAUCGUUUCCAAAUGCUCUUGAUAUAGAGGAACAAAAGGGUACCGUGACUGAAUUAGCCAUUGGUGGCUCUUUUCAGUUUGUAGCACCAAUUAAAAAAAAGAAUCCGCUUGGACAACCGGAUCCAUCAGACUCCUUUAUUAAAGCUAGUUCAUUGAUAAAUAACCAAAGAGAUAAAGAAGAGUCUAUAGUUGAAGUUAAUCCAAAUAUAUUGCAAAGUAAAGUUAUAACUAGAUCAGCUUCAUCUCCUAAUAUUGAUGAAGCUAUUAGUUCAAAUGUAUUAAGACUACGUGGUUCAAGCUCUGGUAUGCUUUCUGGAACAGGCAAAUGCUUUAUAGGGAAACCAAUGACCAACAAUGGGAACACAAAAAAAUAUACAAUGAUACAAUUACAGAAGGGUGUAGAGAUAGAUAUAAAUCAUGGCAAUGAAUGUAGUGGCCUUGAUAAUAAUAUAAGGGUAUCGUGUAAUUAUAAACCUAGCGAAGAAUACAAUAAUGUAAAUGGUAUUUCUAAAUGUAAACUAUGUACAAAUUCUGAGAAGUGCCUUUAUCAUCGUGGUUCGAAUACAAAAGAUGCAAUUACUCAGACUAACGAAGAUGACGACUUAUACAAUAGUGAAAUCCUAUCUAAUACUGAUAAUAAUGAAGGAAAUAUUUGUAAUGAUGAUGAAAUUACUACGGAUGAUACUUCUAGUAAAGAUAAAGAACGAGGUUUAUCAUAUUUAAAUAAUCAAGUAGCUAGUUUGAUGAAUCUUGUACAACAGAGUCAUAUUAAACAGGCAGCUGCACAAGCUAUUGCAGAUGAUGAGAGACGCAGACUAAUAACAAUUGCUACAGACUUAUCUGAUAGUAGACAAUUAACUGAAUUCUAUAUAAAACUAGCUCGUAUAGAUAUGGAGUUAAACCUAAUGAGUCAUUAUGUAGUGCAAAGUGAAAAGGACUUAUCUAAAUGUAGAUCAAUGAUGGAUGUUUUAUCUCAAUACCAAGAACAGAAUACUGCUGAAUUAAAUGGUGCACUAUCUACUGUGAAAAAACAUCCAGAAUUGGCAAAUAAGUUGAACAAGACAAUUCAGAGACUAUCAAGACGCAAGAAGAUAGCUGAGAUGAUUCAAAUAGAAUAUAAUGAGAGAUUUGAGAAGGCAAAACAAGAUCUAUUUAACUAUAAUCAACUUAUAGCAGAGUUGAAAUUUAAUAAGACCAAUACCGAAGAAGUAAUUGAGAAAAUAAAGAAUAAAGCAGUCUCAGAAGUUAAGCAAAUAAUUUCAAUAAAUGAUACAGUCUCAGAAAAUGUCAUUAUUGAAACAGAAGAUAGUAAUACUUUAGAAUGUGAUACUUAA